Mucor velutinosus is the source of this 408-nucleotide messenger RNA. RefSeq lists its product as uncharacterized. The transcript has 2 exons. NCBI's taxonomy places the organism in Eukaryota, Fungi, Mucoromycota, Mucoromycetes, Mucorales, Mucoraceae. The coding region runs from base 1 to 408 and encodes 135 amino acids. The record is from RefSeq and is a predicted model, not a curated record.
AUGCUGCUGGGCCCGGGAAGUUGGCGUUUCAAUCCAUACUUGCUGGAAAACCUUGAAUUCCAAGCUCUGUUGGAUACAGCAGUGGCACUCUUUUUGGCUUCGGAUUACUAUGGGGAAAAUGUGGCUUUGGCAGGUGUCUCUGGUGCUGGUAUCUCUGGUGCUGAUGGCUCUGGAUCAGGCGUCUCUGGUGCUGGUGCUCAGGGUCUGGGUAUACGGUCUGUGCAGGAGAAGUGGGAGCCCCUAAAGGCAAUCAUCAAGUACUGUGCCCAACAGUUUACCAAAGGCCAGAAGGCCCGAUACAAAGCUCGAUUUUCUCGUCUUCAGCGUGAACGUGAACAGUUGCUGGAUGACAAGAAGGAAUCGGCUCGAAUCAAGAAGCUAGAGGAAAUCAUUGAGCAAAAGAGUUAG